Paramecium tetraurelia is the source of this 2289-nucleotide messenger RNA. RefSeq lists its product as uncharacterized. The transcript is spliced from 6 exons. NCBI's taxonomy places the organism in Eukaryota, Ciliophora, Oligohymenophorea, Peniculida, Parameciidae. Gene Ontology annotation, molecular function: gamma-tubulin binding. Gene Ontology annotation, cellular component: pericentriolar material; centriole; ciliary basal body. Gene Ontology annotation, biological process: microtubule nucleation; mitotic cell cycle. The record is from RefSeq and is a predicted model, not a curated record.
AUGAGUUAAUUGGUUUCUUGUGGGAAAAGCAUUCUCAUUCAUGAUUAAUCUAUGGAUCCUGUUUUAAGAAUUAACCCACAUAAAUCUAGCAUUAAUUGUUGCAUUUGGAAUCACAAUAAUUGUGUUAUUGCAAGUUGUGGCAAUGAUGGAGUUAUAAUUUUAAGUCGAGCUACGGAUGGUGAAUCACUUUUGCCUUUGGAGCAUAACGGAAAAGCAAUUAAUGCAAUUUCAUUCACAUCUUCUAGCCAAUAUUUAGCAAGUGGAGGUCAUGAUUCAAUUGUGCGGGUAUGGGAUUUGAAAAAGAAAACUAUUCAAAGUCAUCUCAAAGGACAUUAUUCUUAAAUUAAUUCAUUGCAUUGGAAUUCUGCAGACACUCUCAUUGCAAGUGCCUCUAAUGUAGGUGACAUUCUAGUACAUGAUGUAAGUACACAAAUAGCAGUAUCCACAUUCAAUUUAAAAGGCUCAAAAACCCCUGGAUUCAAGGCAGUUAAAUUUAUGAGCAAAAAUCUCUUGUGCUCUGGCAGCAAUGAUGGGUCUGUGACAAUCUUUGAUCUAAAUAAGAAUGAAUAUCAAUGCAAUUUCUCAUCUUAACACACGAGUAAAGUGACAGGACUAAGUUUUACAUAAUCCUUAGUCUGUAGUGUUGGAACCGAUCAAAAAUGUUAUCUAUAUAGUAUUGUUGAUAAAAAGGUUACACAUACAAUUGCCUGUGAAAAUCCAUUGAAUUCUGUAGCCAUGCAAAAUGACGAUUAUUCUGUUACUGUGGGCACUCUGUAUGGAUAAAUCUAUGUGUAUGACAUAAGAAUGACCCAAAAACCGAAAUCUUAAUUUAGAGGACACGACAACUCUAGUGUUAAUUAUAUGGAAUAUUAAAACAUUGAAUAACAAUCUCAAUAACCUCCUGUGUCAUAAAGACUAUUAAAUGAAAGCAAUUUGAGUGUCCAAUCAUAACUAAAACCUAAUCCAGGAAAAUCCCCUUUGAUUUUGGAAAUCAAGAAAGACAGUACGAAAGACUUGAGUACUUUAAGUAAUAAAGAAUCAAUGAUUAAGAUUGAGUAAUAAAAGCAAAUGCAAUAUGAUCAAUUCCAAUCUCGUGUCCAAUCAAGUUAGUAAUCUAAAUUUGACUAAAGCACUAGUAAAAUUGAGGAUAUCUCUAGGAAAUAUGAGGUUAGCAGAGUAAUUGGUGGAUAAAAUGACUUUACUGAUGAGCAAAAGAAAUACAUUCAACAGUAGAUUAAUGAAUAAACCUAUCAAUUAAAGAAGAUCGUUUAGGAUAGUGUUAGUUCGAUGCAUGUUGAUAUGAUUAGAUAAUUUUAAAUUUAACAAAAUGAAAUGCAAUAACUGUUGGAUCAAUAUAUGAAGGAACAAAAAUCUCUUAAUUAGAAUAAGAGAAUCAGUAAUUAAAAAGAUAAUCGUAUUGAAAUAAAUUAAUAAUUUAUGUUAUAAGUUUAUCUUGUUAGAUAUGAUUGUUUUAAAAUACAAUAACUCAUUCCGAAUAGAAUCUUUUGCAUUCUAUUUUAUGCCAUAUGCGUUAUUGAUUUAAUACUACUUCUAUUCUCGUGUUCCUUUUUUAUUCUCCCUUACUAAUAAGAAGAUGUCGAAUAGCAAUUUAUAAUUGAAAAAGAAACUACUGAUUGGAACCUGAAUUUAAAUUAACAGCAAUUCACUCGUUACCCCAUCAUAGGAAAAUUGAAUGGUCAAGAAUUUAGACUUGAAAAACAUCAUUAUGUUAAUCUUCUCGACAAUAACACUUCAACCUACUUCCAGAAAACUAAUUUCCAUGAAUUCUUGGGCUAUCUUGAUUAUCAGUUGGCCAAUUUAAUGUUGCCAAAAGUGCAUUGUCUCUUACUUUAGUUUUCAAAACGAUAAACUUAAAAAAUUAUAAAAAAUUUGCCGCAAUGUAAUAAAUCGAUUGGCAUACCCAUCACUCCCUGGUUUUGGAAGGGAGAUUAAAUAUACUACCUGGCUGAAAUAUGUUUCAAGAUCUCAUCCAAGGAUAAUAAAUUAUAUUUUGAGGGUGGGUGCAUGAAAGACGGCUUCAUAUAUAAAAAACUAUCAACUGAUGAAACAAUAAAUUUUGACAACUUAUCAUUGUACCUUACACAUGUAGAUGAUCAAUAGAUGAAUAGAUUUAAAUUUUCCGAGAAAAACUAAAAACCAUUUAUAACAUCACUCCAUUUAACUUUAAUAUAUUAUUGCUUCUUAUUUGGCAUUUCAGGUACCAUAUACAUGAUAUUAAUUUAUUGUAUUUUAUCAAUAAGAAAAAGGAGUGAAAAUUAAUAUGUAUGA